UACGACCUGUGCCCGCCCAAGACCAGCGUGGCUGUGCCCCAGCCCAUCGCUGAGAGCUGCAACGAGCUGUGCGCCCGCCAGUGCCCCGACUCCACGGCCUUCAUCCAGCCGCCCCCCGUGGUGGUCACCUUCCCCGGCCCCAUCCUCAGCUCCUUCCCCCAGCAAGCCGUGGUGGGCUCCGCCGGAGCUCCCGCCUUUGGGGGCUCCCUGGGGCUGGGGGGCCUCUACGGCGCCGGGGCCACCCAGGGCUCGGGGGGCCUCUGCACCUUUGGCAGAGCUCCCGCCUGCAGCCCUUGUGUCCUGCCCCGCUCCUCCAGGAGGAUCUGGGACACCUGCGGGCCCUGCUAG
This is a messenger RNA of Empidonax traillii (willow flycatcher), 348 nucleotides long. RefSeq names its product scale keratin-like. The record is from RefSeq and is a predicted model, not a curated record. The annotation marks the transcript as partial. Gene Ontology annotation, molecular function: structural constituent of cytoskeleton. Gene Ontology annotation, cellular component: intermediate filament. Lineage: Eukaryota; Metazoa; Chordata; Aves; Passeriformes; Tyrannidae. The transcript has a single exon.